This is a messenger RNA of Guillardia theta CCMP2712, 1032 nucleotides long. RefSeq lists its product as hypothetical. Bases 1 to 1032 code for a protein of 343 amino acids. NCBI's taxonomy places the organism in Eukaryota, Cryptophyceae, Pyrenomonadales, Geminigeraceae. The record is from RefSeq and is a predicted model, not a curated record. The transcript is spliced from 9 exons.
AUGGAUGGGACUACAACUGAGGUGACCCCUCGCAUCGGGACAGACAUCAAGGUCACGAUGGACGGGACGAUGAUGGCAAGUCUGAUUGACCGCGAUGGCAUGUCCAAGGUUCCAAGAGGAUGGUACAAGGAGGAUCCCGAGACCAGCGUCCUCCACAUCCUCGCCUUCAUCCACCAUCGCUUCCAGCAACGCAACAUCCUCCUCCUCGACUUCGUGUCCGAGUUCGAUACCCUCCGAUCCCCAGCCAUCCGCCAUCAAAAGCGCUACUCCGGCUUCAUCUCCAAGAUCAACCUCCGUCGAGCCAUUGAUCAGUGCGGGUGUCUGAGCGACCUGUCAGACAAGGCGUUCGACAUGCUGGCGUCGUACUUUGAGGAGGAACGGGCAGGCAUGCCGUACAAGGACGAGAGGAUCAACUAUGAAGCUCUUUGCGAAGUUCUUCAGGCAAGCUCCGAUCAUGUCUACUCCUUGUCUGUUGUUGUUUUGUGGGAGAAUGUCUCUCAUCACUCGGCCAGCUACGACAGGGGCACAAUGACUCUCCCCGACCGAUAUCUCUGGAUGAGCGAGCAGCUAAGGAGCGAAGAGUUCACCUCACACUUCAAGAAGAGCCUGGAUGAGCUGCCGCUGGCACGUCAGCAGCUAUCAGAGGAGGGGGAGAAGCGCUUCAAGGAGCUCAAGACCGCCAUCAUGCACAAGAUCUACGCCGACCGCAUCUCAGCGCGGGAGCUGCUGGGAGAUUUCGACCCCUACCUCAACACCAGCGUGUCAUGGAUGAAGAAGACUACACAGCGCACCCCCAUGAUCAACAUGUCCUCCGGCUGUAUCUCCCGCUCACAGUACUUGCGAGGAAUGUACCAGCUUACAGGUCGGAUGGAGCUGAGCACGGAUGAUCUCAACCUCAUCUUCAACAAGUACAAAAAGAACGGCGCCUUCAACUACUACGCCUUCUGUCGAGAUGUGGACCCUGGCUUCGAGGAGCUCAAGGCGAUAUUUCAUCCGGGCAGGAACGAAGCGAGCUCAUCCUCAAUUCGAUGA